This is a messenger RNA of Theileria annulata, 288 nucleotides long. Its product is annotated as cold shock protein, putative. The transcript has a single exon. The coding region runs from base 1 to 288 and encodes 95 amino acids. NCBI's taxonomy places the organism in Eukaryota, Apicomplexa, Aconoidasida, Piroplasmida, Theileriidae. The record is from RefSeq and is a predicted model, not a curated record. Gene Ontology annotation, molecular function: nucleic acid binding.
AUGACAAGAUUAAAUGGAGUAUGUAAGUGGUUUAAUAAUAAGAAGGGGUACGGGUUUAUAACUCUGGAAAAUGGAGAGGAUGUGUUCGUACAUCAGAGCGAAAUUUACGCCGACGGGUUCCGCUCACUGCACGAAAACGAAAAGGUGGAACUUGAAGUAAUUAUGGACAACAACCGCAAAAAAGCCAUUCAUGUAACAGGUCCAAACGGCACUCACGUCACCGGCACUAACUCUCAUUAUGGACGUAACGAUAAUGAUAAAUUUAACGAUGGUUAUAAUCGUUAUUAA